Molecule: messenger RNA, 2234 nt
Organism: Calidris pugnax (ruff)
Lineage: Eukaryota; Metazoa; Chordata; Aves; Charadriiformes; Scolopacidae
Gene: ALKBH1
Product: alkB homolog 1, histone H2A dioxygenase
Exons: 6
Coding region: 61-1167 (368 amino acids)
Biological process (GO): oxidative RNA demethylation
Cellular component (GO): cytoplasm; nucleus
Molecular function (GO): ferrous iron binding; broad specificity oxidative DNA demethylase activity; oxidative RNA demethylase activity
Source: RefSeq, a predicted model, not a curated record
GAAGGGGGGGUGCCCCGGCCCCGCCCAACGCGCAGCGCCGCCCUGCGCCCCUCGGCCAAAAUGGCGGCAGCGGCCCUGACCCGGGAGGGCGGGGAGGACGCCUUCCGCCGGCUCUUUCGCUUCUACCGACAACGCGACGUGUCGGACUUGCGUGGGGUGGUGGAUUUCUCCGUACCGGGGGGCCAGGUGUUCAGAUCACAGCUCAGUAUCUCUUCAGUCAGUGAUCAAGAUGCCUACAGAGCAGGACUACAGCCAGUUAGCCAGUGGAAGGCCUAUGGCCUCAAUGGGUAUCCGGGGUUUAUUUUCAUACCAAACCCUUUCCUUCCGGGCUGCCAGCGGCACUGGGUGAAACAGUGUCUCAAGCUAUACCCCCAGAAACCCAACGUCUGCAACCUGGACCUGCACAUGGCUCCUGAGAAGACCAUUGACUUGUGGGGACAGAGCAAGGAGCAGCUGAAAAGGAAAGGUUCCGGUAAACGUGAGCCCAGAAGCUUAUUGGAGAAGCUGCGCUGGGUGACCCUUGGUUACCAUUAUAAUUGGGAUACUAAGAAGUACUCAGCAAAUCACCACACUCCUUUCCCCUCAGACCUUGCAUUUCUGUCGGAACAAGUGGCUGCAGCCUGUGGGUUCCGGGGUUUCCAAGCCCAAGCAGGGAUCUUGAACUACUAUCAUUUUGACUCUUCGCUGGGAAUUCACGUGGAUGAGUCUGAACUAGACCAUUCUCGGCCCCUUUUAUCAUUCAGUUUUGGGCAAUCCUCAAUAUUUUUGCUUGGGGGCCUGAAGCGGGAGGAGGCCCCAACAGCGAUGUUCAUGCACAGUGGAGAUAUCAUGGUGAUGUCUGGCUUCAGCCGUCUGCUGUACCAUGCUGUCCCCCGGGUCCUCCCCAACCCAGAAGGGACAGCUUUGCCUUCAUGCCUGGACCAAGCACUUCCUUCAGCCCUUCCUGCUGGCUCAGUCAUUGAGCAGAGCUCUGAGGAGGAUUGGCAGGUCUGUGCCAAGUACUUGCAGACUUCUCGCAUUAACAUGACUAUUCGGCAGGUGUUGGCUGAGGGUCAGACAUUUCCAGAGGAAUCUGGGACAAACGGAGAGGGCCAAACACCCUCUGAAGACAGUCACCAUCAGGAGAACAGCAGAGCCAAGAGACAUAAAGCAAGUACAGACAGCUGAGACCAGAACACGCUGAUGUGGACUGGACAGGCAACCUCCGUAUGGAAUUGGGAACGAAUGUAAUCAUGCUAGAAGUCACUUGUCCAUAUUGGGACUAAUAAACUUCUGCAGAAUAAAUGUUGUCCUUAUUGCUGUAAGAAAUAGGUUGGGGGAGAAAAAGAAUUUCAGUGGAAAAGGAAGAUAAGUUUGGUUCUGGGACUCAGGAGAUGAACUCUAUUGCUGUUUUCUUGCAGAUGUUUUCUGAACUUGGUUAUCUUUAAAGUACCUUUGUCAGAGGAUUUCAAGCGUGGUUCAGUGAUGCUCAUGAAGUAUUUUGCAAUCAUUGGGCAGAAAGUACUAGCAAAAGAUACAUAAUUGCUGUGUGUUAAAGAAUCCUCUGGGGCUUGUAACAAGUAUGAGAAUAGGCUGCUGUGGGUGAGACCUUCCUGCAGCAUUUCCAAGAGAAUUACCUCUACAGCAAAAGUUGGUUCAUUGAUCGGAAACCAGCAGCUCCCUCAAGCUGUAAACCUUCUGUAGUCCUGUGCUCUCCUUUUGCCUGCUUGCACCCCCUCAGCUGCAGCAGAAGCUGCUCUUAUGAGCAGAACUGGGCUCUUUUUAUUUUUGCACACCUCAGAUUUUUGAAAGAAACAAUUGGGGGCAAUAUCUAUUGAGAGUAUCUCAUAGCUCCCAGCUGGGUUUCCUCCCAACAGUAAGUGUGUGACUGAGCCCUACAUCCCCAUUCUUUCAAAACUGCCUCCCCCUUAAGUGCCUACAGAUUAUGGUCCUCCAGUCCCAAGCUACCAUCUUUAAGGAGCAGAAUGACUUGCAAGUAGAACCAAUGAAGUUGUAAAUUAAGUACCUAAAAAAUUAAUCAGUGACUAUCUCUGUCACACAAAGAUAAAUGUAUUGAAACAAAGAAAAGCACUAGCUUUUGUGCCAGUUCUCUUUAAGACUCAAACCUUCCUAUCUGCUUUGUAAUGCAAUUUUAAUUGUUGGAGUGGAAUGCGCUGUCCCUGGGGUAUUUUGUUGCACUUUCCCAAUGAAUAAACUUACUCAGUUUUUAAAUUAAAGAUCUCUAUCAGUUUUGA